This is a messenger RNA of Tachysurus fulvidraco (yellow catfish), 4235 nucleotides long. Its product is annotated as mitochondrial uncoupling protein 2-like. Gene Ontology annotation, molecular function: oxidative phosphorylation uncoupler activity. Bases 326 to 1255 code for a protein of 309 amino acids. Gene Ontology annotation, biological process: response to cold; mitochondrial transport; adaptive thermogenesis. The record is from RefSeq and is a predicted model, not a curated record. Gene Ontology annotation, cellular component: mitochondrial membrane. The transcript is spliced from 11 exons. Lineage: Eukaryota; Metazoa; Chordata; Actinopteri; Siluriformes; Bagridae.
CACGCCUAUAAAUUGCAGGAGUCGUUUGACAGCUCACAAGAAACGUCCGAGCUCAGAGGGUUGAGGAUCGCUCUGUGGAAUACUACCCUAUACAGGAUUUAUCACAGCAUUUUCUUCUUAUAAAAUCUUUACAAUUAAAAGAUUUUUAAAAUAAGUGGAAUGCUGCUUUGGACUAUUAUUUUCUCCAUUUUUAUGGCCAAAGUUAGUAAAACUCAAAGGCAGCAAGGACAACAACAAAGAAUUCAAGUUGAAGAAACCUGAGGUAUUUGGAAAAUAAAGUCAUUCCUAAAAAUACAGUCAACAAAUCAAGUGACUGUUUAACAACAUGGUUGGCAUCAAGCCCACAGAUCUAGCUCCCACAGCCACUGUGAAGUUCUUCGGUGCUGGAACAGCAGCCUGCAUCGCUGACUUGGUGACCUUUCCCCUAGACACAGCCAAAGUCAGGCUCCAGAUCCAGGGUGAGUCCAAACUUGUUCCAGGAGCAGCAACAGUGAAGUAUCGGGGUGUGUUGGGUACCAUCACCACCAUGGUGCGCACGGAAGGGGCACGGAGUCUCUACAACGGGCUUGUAGCUGGGCUGCACAGGCAGAUGAGCUUUGCAUCUGUUCGCAUUGGACUUUAUGACUCGAUGAAGCAGUUCUACACUCGAGGAUCUGAGAAUGCAGGCAUUCUGAGUCGCUUACUGGCUGGCUGCACGACCGGGGCCAUGGCUGUGUUGUUUGCGCAGCCCACAGAUGUAGUAAAGGUACGCUUCCAGGCCCAAGCGCGUCUAUCCGAUGGAGCAAAACGUUACAAUGGCACCAUAGAUGCCUACAGGACCAUUGCUCGUACUGAAGGCAUCAGAGGGCUGUGGAAAGGUGUCAUACCAAAUAUCACAAGAAAUGCUAUUGUGAACUGUGCUGAGCUGGUAACCUAUGACAUCAUCAAAGAACUUAUACUAAAGUACAAUCUCAUGACAGAUAACUUGCCCUGCCACUUUACGGCUGCGUUUGGAGCUGGAUUUUGCACCACCAUCGUAGCCUCUCCAGUGGACGUGGUGAAGACUCGCUUCAUGAACUCCACUACAGGCCAGUACAGCAGUGCAAUCAAUUGUGCCUUCACCAUGCUGACCAAGGAAGGACCGACUGCCUUUUACAAAGGGUUCAUGCCCUCGUUCCUUCGCCUGGGGUCCUGGAAUAUAGUGAUGUUUGUCUCGUAUGAACAAAUAAAGAGAGCCAUGACCAGAGCACAGCAAUCCUGGGAGGCUCCAUUUUGAACUGUUCUUUUCAAGACAACAAAACAAAUAUGGAUACAAAAGAUAUAUCACUAUCAGCUGGACAAUGUUUGUGUCAAAAUCCUGAAUGAUGAUGGAAAAGAGCCCUACCAGAAUAGAAGUGAACUGACAUAUAUUAAAAAUUAGGCCAGAGGUCGUGCCUACUGAUCCUGAAAAAUAUAUAAAAUGUACAGAAGAUGAUCCUGUGGACAAGGCCAAGUACAGUUUGGAACACUUCCCAAGCAAGACAACACAUUUUCCUUAUAGAGCUUGCAUUAUUUUUUGUCUUCUCUAUAGAACUUGUUUAAAUGCUUUUGUCCCAUAGGUAUUCAGGAAAUGUGAUGUUUAAUGUGAUGUUUACAGAUUUGUUUACAAGCGCUACAAAUUUUGGGUCCAUAGACAGUGCACUGUAUGUAACUAUUAUAAACAGAUAUUUUUAGAUUUGCUCUACAUAUAACAAAUGUUAUGAUAUUUUUAUACAAUGUGCAUUCCUGUUAAUAAAACUAAUCAUGUAAAUGUAUUCAUUCAGACAAUCUGUUUAAUUAGGAUAGUUUGUUUAGUUUGAUUAAUGUCUUCAUACAGUCUGUCUGUACUUCCACUGCAGUGAAAGUGAUUUGACUUGUAAUAAGGGACAAGUAAUUUUAUACCUAUAAAUAGAGCUGAUGUAAAAAUGUUACGUCGUGAAUCAUCCCAAUUUUAACAGUUCCUGGGUGUGGAAACAUACGUGGUUUGUUUCCACAUUUCUUUAGUUUUCUGUUAUUAAUCAUCACCAAUCCGCAUCUGCUUAGUGUACCUCAGUCUCCAUAGUGCGAGUAUAAAAACAAAUUAACAUUACCACGAGAAUGUCAAGCUAGCUACCACAUCCUUUCACGCUGCUCAUUUGUAGAGUUGUCAGUUACUCAAAACCAAAACAAAAAAAAUGCUUUACAUUAAGUACCAUUUUUGUAUUAUUCCUAUAAGUUUAAUUUGCUAAUCUAAAAUUGCUUCAGAUUCAAGCAAACAAAUAUCAAUAUAGUGGUGGUAAAUUAUAGCAAUGUCGUAUAAAAAGGUGAUGGGGUUCUCCAAAAGGAAAUGAUGAAGGGAACUUGCAUGAGAAGUCAACAAUCAAGCGCGUUGGCUAGACUUAGUUUAGAUUUAUUCAAGGUUUUGUUAAGUAACAGUGUGCAAGUAAGAACUGCAUGGAAGUUAAGAGACACAUAUGAGUUAGCUGCAAUGUUUUUCUGCUUAAAUUAGUGUACAAAUAAAUCUACACAGAGAACAUAUUUUGUCAGGAGAUGCAAUUGAUUAAUAAUGUGUGUGUGUGUGUGUGUUUGUGUGUGUGUGUGUGUUAUCAUUUAACAUUGUGUAAUUUAAGUGUUUGUAUUGAUGCUGUUGUUUGUAGGGAACAUAGGGUAAAGACAUGCAGAUGUUUUGCAAUCAGUCAGGUUAAUGAACAAACAUUUCGCUCCACAAUUGCAUUUUUAAGUUAAUGUAACACCUGGACACCACAUGGAACCGUUCUCCAAACGAAUCCCAUAUGUGCUUCAGCUGUGUCUACUCACUGUGACUCAGCAAUUCAUUUUAUACAUUUGGAAUAUACUCUGAGCAAAACUCCAACUACAUGUGUGUAUAUACUGGCACAGUAGAUGAUAUAACAUCUGAUAUAUCAUCAUGUCAUAUAUGCCCAGGGCGUUGUUUGUGACUCUGUGUGAUGACAGCACCUCCCCCUCUUCAGUACUUUUUUUUGUUCUCUGUGUACACAGUGUUCUAUUUCCACUCACUCACAAUCUUUGAACUUACUCUAAAGUAACACAUACGUUUUGUAAUGCCCAUGUGAGCAAAGCAAGAUCGAAGAUUUUUAUUCUAACUCUAACAUUAACACACCAUGCUUUCACAGGGCUCACUUUGUGCACGGGUUCCUUGUCAUGACGGGACAAGUUUGGAUCUUUUAUUCCCAGUGAAGUGAACAGUGUACAAAGAUAUUCCAUACAACUUUGUGUUUUCAACUUUUCUGGGCCCACUAAUAGUCUCCAACAUAGUUUUGUCCAUAUACUGUUUUGGUAUUUUGUCCAUAUAAUGUUUUAUUGUCAUUGCUGAUUAAAUUAGACCAAUGCAUUAAACAGAUACUAUGGAAUUUGUAUGAAUAUUUCAAUGUUUUUGUCAAGAAAAGUUUAUCUGGAAAUGUGCCACAGUGCGCACGCGAGGUACAGGAACAACAUACUGUGGGUGAUGACGUCAAGCGCGGAGGAGGGUGGGGGUGUAUAAAGCCAGCUGCUUCCUUUGUCCCUUGUUUACAGGCUACUGUUCGUGUUAGCUGUGAGUCGUGUGCUUUUGAAAGCCGUUUUUCUUUGUUAAACUUUAUUUUAUUUCGUUUCCUGUUCACGGAGUAUGUGUUUUAAGUGUCCGUUUUCUCAGCUGUUUUCUAUGGAAGAACAAGGCAACCAGAUUAUAGGUGAAAGUAAUUUCAACGAGAGGGACGCUUUUAGAGAAUCUUGACUUUAACUGGCUUCAUUGCCCGGGGUCUCUUGAGUGGAGAGCUGGGUGGAGUUCACCUAUCUUGUUUUCACAUCAUUCGUCUUCAAGAUUCCUAUUCCAGCAAAAUGGUUGGCUUCAGACCUGCAGAUGUGCCCCCAACAGCUGCUGUCAAAUUUAUCGGUGCUGGUACUGCAGCAUGCAUUGCUGACUUGGUCACCUUUCCUCUGGACACGGCCAAAGUUCGGCUCCAGUCAUGUAAGCUGAACCAGGAGCUUAAGCCCUAGGACCUGUGCAGAUCCUGGACUGACGUCAUGGACAUCGUGUGGCUGGAGACUGUCCCCUCUUCCAAGUGGCCCUUAGAGUCUGUAAAGUCUUUCCAUGCCCCUUUUGUUCUGUACAGAUCCAAGGGGAAUCCAGUGGUACUGCGAAGGCUAGUUCUGCCCAGACGAUGAAGUAUCGUGGUGUGUUUGGCACCAUUGCCACCAUGGUCCGUACGGAGGGGCCAUGUAGUCUGUACAACGGGCUGGUG